This is a messenger RNA of Rotaria sp. Silwood1, 3462 nucleotides long. The record is from the annotation of a GenBank genome assembly. Lineage: Eukaryota; Metazoa; Rotifera; Eurotatoria; Philodinida; Philodinidae.
AUGCCUGAAACAAUUGGUGAUUAUCAAUAUAGCAAACGAGAUUUAAUUGGACAUGGUGCUUUUGCUAUUGUAUUUCUCGGUCAUUCAAAAAGUAAUCCUGAGCAACAAGUGGCUAUUAAACAGAUAACAAAAAAACAAUUAGCUAAAUCACAAAGUUUAUUAGAAAAAGAAAUUAAGAUUCUCAAAGAAUUAACUAAACUUAAACAUGAAAAUUUAGUUGCUCUACUUGAUUGCAAAGAAUCUCAAAACAAUGUUUAUCUUGUAAUGGAGUUUUGUAAUGGGGGUGAUUUAGCUGAUUAUCUUCAAUCAAGACAAACACUGAGUGAAGAUACAAUUGCUAUUUUCUUUCGACAAAUUUCCGCUGCUAUUCGUGCUUGUCAUGAACAUAAUGUUGUUCAUCGAGAUUUAAAACCACAAAAUAUUCUUUUAUCGCAUCCAGAUAAAAAUAAUCAACGUGUACAAGAUAUUAUAUUAAAAAUAGCUGAUUUUGGUUUUGCUAGAUUUUUAUCUGAUGGUGUUAUGGCUGGAACAUUAUGUGGUUCUCCAAUGUAUAUGGCACCGGAAGUUAUUCGAUCAUUACAAUAUGAUGGAAAAGCUGAUUUAUGGUCAAUUGGUACAAUUAUGUAUCAAUGUUUAACAGGCAAAGCACCAUUUCAAGCACAAACGCCACAAGCACUUAAACAAUUUUAUGAAAGAAAUGUUAAUUUAGCACCAUCCAUUCCACCGUCAACUUCACGAGAAUUAACAGAUUUAAUUGUAAGAAUUUUAAAAAGAAAUCCAAAAGAACGUAUUGAUUAUGAAGAUUUUUUUAAUCAUCCAUUUUUAAUAAAAAGUCAGCCUGUACCAAUAUCAUCAGGACGAACACAAGCAUCAAGUAUGAGUAUUAUUAGUUCAUCACCAUUACGUGAAGGAAUUUUAUCUCAAGGACAAGAUUUCGAUUUAACGAUUCCUCGGCAAUUUAGCCGUCAGAUUGAUCCAAUUCCUGAAUAUGAACCAGAUGUUGUACCAAUUACAUUGCCAACACCAACACAAUCAACAAAUAAUAAGCGUCGUUCACCAUCACCAAAUCCUGUAAAUAAUCCUGUUCCAAUAAUAAAUACAAAUAAAUCAAUAGCUAAAAUUACAUCAAAUCCAUUAAUACCAGUAUCAACAAAACCAGAUGAUUUUGUAUUUAUACCUGAACAUAUUACUAUUGAAAAAAGUCUUCCGACAGGUAAUCAUACAUCAUUUGCUCAACUUUCAAGAGAAAAACGUCUUAUAAAAGAACAACAUCGUACAUUAUCUGAAGGAGUUUUAUGUUCAAAGGAAAUAUCAUCACAACGUCCAGAUAAUCUCGCAUUAAUGGCUAUUGAAAAUACAACUACAGUAAAAGAUACUCGGGCUUCCAAUAUUACUCAACCAAUACCAGUUCCAUCACAAAUUCAUAAUUAUGAAAAAAUGCAAGAAUCAAGAGAUCGUACGAAAAGUGUUGGUGCUGCAUCAGCUGGUAGUCCAAAUAGUAGUCCAUAUGAUGAUCGUCGUGCAUCAUUAGAUCGUCUUCGUCAAGCAAGUAUUGUUUCAUCGAGUUCGGAUUUAGCUAAUUCAAUUAGUCCACCUGCUGUACGAUUUACUGUUGACACUACAAUUGUAUCAGCAAAUCCAUUUAGUUUAGUACCAUCAACACGUCGAACAAAUACAACACCACCACCAUCACAAACAAUUCAACAAUCAGCAUCAAAUUCAAGUCUUGUACAACAACAAAAUUCAAAAUUAGUUAUUGAUACAUCACCACUUAAAUCACGACAAAAAUUAACUGAUAUCGAUAUUCCACAUGAUCGAUUCUUUGAACAAGAAAAUAAUACUGGAUUUUUUACAACAAAUAUCGAUCAACAAACAACAGCAGGACAAAUUCGUCGUCAACGUGUAACUUCUAUGUUUGGUGAUACACAACCUGAAGGUCGUUAUUAUGAACCACAAAAAAUUACAGAUGAUGCAUUAAUGGAUAAUGAGCAUCAUGAUACAUUAAAUAAACUUGAAUUUAUUCUUCAAUUAGUUGAAUAUAUAUUAAAUUUAGCUACUUCACGUACAAGUUUAUUAACAGAAUCAUUAAGUUUAAAUAAUAAGAACAAUAAUAAUAAUUUACCACGACCUAAAAUGGAUCGUCUUAGUCAUGUUGAUAAUUUAUAUAAACGUGCUGAACAAUUAACACUUUAUGUUAAAGCAAUGCAUUUUCUUAGUUCAGCUAUGUGUCUUGCUCGUGAUACACUCAAAUCUGGAAAAUUACAUUCAACAGCUAAUGUUCGAAAUGCUGUUAGUGAUCUGAAUAAUAAAUAUAAACAUUGUUUAAUAAUGUGUAAACAAUUAAGUACACAAGAAGAAUUAUUAACACACGAUGAAAUGAAAGGUGUUACAUUAACAGCCGAUAAAUUGCUUUACUUACAUGCAAUCGAUCUCUGUUUAAAUGCAGCUAGUUUAGAAUUUUUUGGUAAAGCUCAAGAAUGUAUUGGACCAUAUACUCAAGCCCAAGUUUUAUUUCAUAGUUUAAGUCAACAAGCAACAACCGAUUGUGAUCGAUCAAUAUUACGACAAUAUCGUGAAGCAGUCGAACGACGUUUACAUUGUCUUCAAAAUCAGGGACUUGUUGUGCUCAAUGAGCCAUGGGAUAUGGAUGAUAUGCAAAGAGAACAUGUUAGAACAACGAAAACUAUCUCCGUUGGAAUAUAUGGAUGGAGAAAACGUUGUUUAUAUUGUCUUUUAAUUUUUUUAACAUUAGUUGUUGUUAUUAAUGUAUGUUUAACAUUUUGGUUAUCAAUCGCUUUAGGCCUUCAUUGGGGAAGUAUUGGACCUAUUUCAAUAUUUAAAAGCCAUGUUAUAUUUCGAUCACCAGUUGUAUUUAAAGAUGGACUUAUUGCAAAUAAAAUUUCUAGUGGUGAUCAAUCAUUAAGUAUUCAAUCGGAUAAAAGUGUGCAUAUUCAAAGUGGACCAGAACACAAACAUUCAAGAUUGACAAUUGAUCAAAAUGGAAUUCAUGCUAAUUGUGAACAAUUUCAAAUAAAUGAUCGAACUGGUUCAAAACUUGUCUCUAUUGAUUCAUCACAAAUUCAAGUUUAUACUGAUGAUCUAUCGAUGAUUUCUGAGAAAAAACGAUGGGAACUUCCAAAUUUAAUAACAAAUUCAAUUACUUCAGAUAAGAAUUUAAGUUUAUCAGCAGAUGAAGGUCGAUUAAUACUAUCAUCUAACAGUAAUAUUGAUAUAUCUGCUAAACAAACACUUGACUUUGUUGCUAAUGAUAUUGUUAUCAAGGCACAUACGAUUCGUCUUCAAAAUGAGCAUAUUUAUUUUGAAAAAUUACGUUUUUUCGAUCGUACUAAAGCACCAAUAGUUGCUCGUAGUUCUCAAUCUUAUUCUGUAUGCAUUUGCGAAAAUGGUCUUGUCUUUGCUGCGAUUGAUUGUCGUCAACAUGCAUUUGAUUGUCGUGAAUGA